AUGGAGGAACUAAAGUCCAUCGAAGUCAACAACACUUGGUCACUUCUCGAUUUGCCUCAAGGCAAGAAGGAAAUCAAUGUGAAGUGGGUAUACAAGGUGAAGUUUAAUCCCAAAGGCAUGAUGAAGAAAAUUAAUGAACUCAGCACCCUUUGUGGCAUAGAUGCUUGUGCAAUAAUCUUUGACGAAAACUAUCCUGAACCAGAGGUUUGGCCAUCCACCACACAAGUAAGAAGUGUGUUAUCCAGGUACAUGAGUUUGUCUGAACUUGAACGGAGCAAAAAGAUGCUUAAUUUAGAGACCUACUUGAUGCAAACCAUUGAGAAAGCUCAAGAGUUGUUGAAGAAGCAAAUGGAAGAUAAUCAAAAGAAGGAAAUAGCAAUUCUUAUCGACCAAUUUAUUCAUACCGGUGAAUAUAAUAUAGGAAAUGUGAACUUGAAUGAUGUAACAUCUUAUAUUGAUAAGAAUUUGAAGGAAAUAGAGAAGAGGAUUGAUUCAAUGGAAAUCCAAGGGAAAAAAGAGGUUGGAAAUUGA
Molecule: messenger RNA, 531 nt
Organism: Lathyrus oleraceus (garden pea)
Lineage: Eukaryota; Viridiplantae; Streptophyta; Magnoliopsida; Fabales; Fabaceae
Product: agamous-like MADS-box protein AGL80
Exons: 2
Coding region: 1-531 (176 amino acids)
Biological process (GO): positive regulation of transcription by RNA polymerase II
Molecular function (GO): protein dimerization activity; cis-regulatory region sequence-specific DNA binding; DNA-binding transcription factor activity, RNA polymerase II-specific
Source: RefSeq, a predicted model, not a curated record